CGAUCCGCGCUGCUAAAUCGGUUUGAUUCCCUUAAAAAAAAAUAGUGAAACGAUCGUCAGAAGUAGAUAAGAGGAGGGAGGAAAGAGAGGAAAAAAAGGGGGAGGCACCUGCGAGAAGGAACAGCGUGGCGUCAAGUUGGCGUUGAUCACGGAGCGCCACAGUUUCAGACAUAUUUGUCAAGCGGAGGAGUCAUCAUCACCAUCCUCAUCAUCAUCGGAUCAGCUCCAGCCGCAGCUCCGAGCCGAACUGGAGGACUGAGGUGAGCUGCGACUCUCGCUGCCUUCGACUCCCUGUGCAUCUGCAUGUGCUGUAAGCAGCCCCAGCCUGUUGGAGAGCUGCUUCGGUCCGUGACUGUCCUGCUUUAGGAGAACCCAUGGCUUCUGGGCCUCCAUUUCCCUCCAUAGGCCGCAGGCUCAGGCUGCUGCAGCUGCUAAUCGGGGCUGUGUUUGUGCUCCUGGUGUCCGGGUUUGGAUCGGCUCUGGGUCACAAGGUCUACACCAACACAUGGGCGGUCCACAUACCCGGCGGUCCGGAAGAAGCUGACCAAAUUGCCAAGAAACAUGGCUUCAUAAACCAUGGACAUGUAUUUGGUGAUUACUAUCACUUCCGGCAUCGCAGGGUGGUAAAGAGAUCGCUGUCUAAUCACAGAACGGCACAAGUCCGUCUGGAAAGAGAUCCUAAGGUUACUUGGUCAGAGCAACAGGUGUCCAAACAGAGGAAAAAGAGGGAUACCGUCACAGAAUUUGUUGAUCCCAAGUUCAGAGACCAGUGGUACUUGUACAACCGCAACCACCAGGACUUGAAUGCCAAAGCUGCAUGGCAGUUGGGCUACACAGGUAAAGGAGUGGUGGUGUCUAUCCUGGAUGAUGGGAUAGAGAAGAACCAUCCUGACCUGUCGCAGAACUAUGACCCGGAAGCUAGUUAUGAUGUGAACGAUGCUGACCCCGAUCCUACGCCUCGGUACACGCAGCUUAAUGACAACAGGCAUGGAACCCGAUGUGCUGGAGAGGUGGCGGCUGCGGCCAACAAUGGGGUCUGUGGAAUCGGCGUUGCCUACAAUGCAAAGAUUGGAGGAGUGCGCAUGCUGGAUGGAGAAGUGACUGACAUGGUGGAGGCCCAGUCUCUCAGUCUGAAUCCGCAACAUAUCGACAUCUACAGUGCCAGCUGGGGCCCAGAGGACGACGGCAAAACAGUCGAUGGACCCGCUAAACUGGCGAAGGAAGCCUUUCUUCGAGGAGUCACAGAGGGUCGUGGCGGUUUGGGCUCCAUAUUCGUGUGGGCCUCUGGGAACGGAGGAAGGGAGAAGGACAGCUGUAACUGCGACGGGUACACCAACAGCAUUUACACUCUGUCCAUCAGCAGCACCACGCAGAAUGGCAACGUCCCCUGGUACAGCGAGGCCUGCUCCUCCACCCUCGCCACCACCUACAGCUCGGGGAACAUCAAUGAGAAACAGAUUAUAACAACAGACCUCAAAUCCAAAUGUACUGACUCUCACACCGGCACCUCUGCCUCCGCCCCACUGGCUGCUGGGAUCAUCGCUCUCGCCCUAGAAGCCAAUAAAAACCUCACCUGGAGGGACAUGCAACAUCUGGUUGUGCGAACUUCUCGGCCUGCUCACCUGCUCGCCAAUGACUGGAGAACCAAUGGAGUUGGACGCAAAGUUAGUCAUUCAUAUGGAUACGGUCUGCUUGAUGCCAGUGCAAUUGUAUCACAGGCGAAGACAUGGACAAAUGUGGGGCCACAGAGAAAAUGUGUGAUCUCCAUUCUCAGUGAGCCGAGGAACAUUGGCAGCCAUUUGUCGAUUGACAAAAACGUGGAUGCCUGCCUGGGCUCAGACAGCUAUGUGACCUCGUUAGAGCAUGUCCAGGCCCGUCUCACCCUCACUUACAACCGGAGGGGGAACCUGGCCAUCCACCUCAUCAGUCCCGCCGGCACGCGCUCCACCCUGCUCCACCCGAGGCCUCAUGACUACUCAUCAGAGGGUUUCAAUGACUGGGCGUUCAUGACCACCCACUCCUGGGACGAGAACCCCAGCGGCGUGUGGAAACUGGAGAUUGAGAAUGUUGCUGGUGCCAGUGACUACGGCACCCUGACCCAGUUCACCCUGGUGCUGUACGGCACCGGCUCACCAUCCUCCAGCUCCUCUGAACAGCCCCAGUCCAACAACGACGUAUGCAAGACUUUGGAUCUGAGUAUGAAAUGCAUCGAGUGCAACCCUGGCUACUACCUCUUUCAGCAGGGCUGUGUGACAGAAUGUCCUGCGGGCUUCGCGGUGGGCACCCAGCCCCUCAACUACACGGUGGGAAACUACGUCCAGCCAGCUUCCGUCCCAGCCUGCUUGCCGUGCCCAUCGCCCUGCGUCACCUGCAGCAGCCUCAGCCCCCCGUUCUGCCUGACCUGCCCCGAUCACAGCUCCGUUAACCAGGUCUCUGGCACCUGCCUGCGCCUCAACCACUCCAUGCGCGAGUCGCCGGGGGCCUUUAUGGAGGAGGUGAAGCCUUGGCUCAAGCACGACUCUCAGCUGCCCCUCACCGUCGCUGUGCUCAGCUGCAUGGCCAUCAUUGCGACCUUCGCGGGCGUCUUCCUGAUGCUGCAGCUGCGCUCCGGCGCGCUCAUCAAGCUGCCCUCGCUGGAGGCCGGCGGUGCCUUCAGCCUGAGGGGGAGCAGGGUGGUGUCGUACCGCGGCAUCCCGACGGUUUGGGGGGACGACGGCCUGAACACUGACUCAGAAAAUGAAGAGUUCGACGUCCAUAACGAGAGAACUGCCUUUAUCAAAACACAAAGUGCUCUUUAAUGCUUUCAUAAGUCCCUCCUCCUCCUGCUCUACUUUUAAACUCUCCUCCUCUCCAUCUGUCUUGACACUUCAGGGGUGUUCGCUGUUCUCAGUCUCAUCCGCACAUACACCCAGUUAAUUUUAUUCUUUCUGUCUUAUCAGGUCCUCGUCUGCUUUUAGGAAGUUGGCCUCACUUGGUUGUGGGAGCCUUGAUGGGAAGCUGCUGUUUUUGAAAGCUGGGGACAACCCAAGCUUUUCGCUCUGUUCACAGUUGGCUGCAUUUCUGUUCAGGUGUCUCCCUCCUGCACACCUCUGAUCACUGACAGCAUCUGUUGGUGCAGAGUUCAUUUCCCUCCAGCUCCUUUUUGUUACAGUAAACAAAUGCUGAUCAUUUACUGCGUCUCACUGCUUCCCCCCCCUUUACCUUCCAUUAGUCUCAGUGCAGUAGCCAGAUGAGAUUUUUGAAUGUGAGCGUAAGAGAUGAUUUUGUGUGUGUGUGCAUUUCUGAAUGAAUGAGCCUGCAUAAUAAAGGGUGUGGAGAUCUGAUGAGCAGCAUGGAGCGUCGCGCCUCCGGUGAAGUCGUUUAAAACGUUUCCUGUCGUUUAAUAUUUUAGCUGAUGACAAACUGACGGUUAUUAAAGAAGCAUCCACUUAAAAACAUUUGUUCUCUCCACAUUAUUUGUCGACAUCAGGAUUUGAAAGCCGUGCAGCAAAGUCCAACGUUUUAGCAGGGAGUCCCGCUUCUCAAGUGCGUUCAAAUCAAAGGCAUAACUAGCAAUAAGAAUUUAAAUUUAAUAGUUUAAAGAGCAAAACAUAGCUGAAAGCUGCUCCAUCGUUUUAGAUUCCAGCCUCACAUUUUCUGCACUUUGGGACAGAAAAAAGCAAAAGAUAAGAAUCUCAAAAACACUCAACCGUAGAUGUUUAAUGGCUGCAUCUGAUGCACCCGUCCACAGGGGUGAGAGGUCAAUCAGCCGAGGCGCCGACGCGCAUGUGUGAGCUUCAAAGACGCUGGCAGGUGUUGACUUACCUGUGAUUGAUUCCUCGACUCAGCCGGCGCGGUAACAAUACAUCAAGGCUCUCCCCUGCUGUCAGAGCGAAUCAGCCCCACAAACACCAGCCUCUUGCCGUAGCGACUGGAUGCGGGUUCGUGCGCCGGGAUGUAAAGUAUCACCUGACUCACCUGGCCUCUGAAGUGAUGGUUUCUUUCCUCCGCUCUCGGCUCCGCUCUUCAAGUCUCGAGUAUUGAUUAAAGCCCCACGUCGACGCUCCUCGGCUCAUCAGUGUCCCCGCACUCCAAUCCUCAUCCAAUCAGAAAUUCAAAUCAGCAAGUCGGCGUACUUUAUACUCCAGAUGAUACUACAGCAAAGAGAUUUUAUUAAUAUCAUUUCUCUUUAAGUGAUAUCAGUUUUUUCCUUCCUGAGCUGUAAUCAUAUGAAAUAAGCAUCUCAUUGUUUAAUCCAUUGUAGCUGUGUUGAUUUUUGUUUUCUUCCUUUUUGUUUAAAAUUUCUGCACAAAGAUGCUGAAGCUUGCUGGGAGAGGUUUUCAAAUGAUGGCGUGCAUGGAAAACUGCAGCUGCUCAUCCUUUUAUCUACCUCUCAUAUCCCACAGCGAGGCUUCGUAGACUCUUUGAGGAGCUGUUAAUUACAGAGGCGAAUUUAAAUGUGGGUUCGGCGUGAAAAUCUACUCUGUGGUGAUUUAGGUGACGGGCUGAAUUCAUGUUUUAGAAGGGAAAGGGUGCAAGUAAAUCAGAAACUGUCAACUCUGCUUUCCUGGAAACUCUUCUGUUCUCUUAAAUGUAUUGCCUUUGAGGAUCGGCAUCAUGCGUGGUCACACGUGGGCUUUAAAAAGGGUUACUGAGAUGAAACGUGCACAGGUGAAAAUGGCUGGCAUUCGAGUGCUAAAUCAGCCUUUAAACCAACAGGGGCGUUUCUGCUCUCCGUCUCUAAUGGGGCGUCUCCUUCUGGAUCUCAAACUCUUUUGUUGUUGUUGUUGUUUUUUUUCUCUUACGUUUAUGUCACUGACAAUCAAUUUCCUUGUCUUGAGUGCAAGGCACACAAACAGAUCGAUUUUAGCUUCUAAUUCAACCACUGGUGUUGUAAAGUCUUCACAGGUGUUUCAGAAACCGAGCUGAAGGAUUCAGGUGUAUUAGUAUAAAAAAAUCCCCCCAGAUGGCCAAAAAGUUACAGCGACGCAUGUUUUCUCUGCAAAAAUGCAAAAUCGUACCAAGUGUUUUUGAUCUAGUUUCUAGCGCAAAUAUCUUAGUACACUAGAAAUAAGAGAAAACUAACUUACCAGUAGCUUUUCAGCAUGAUAUAGGAGCUAUUUUUAUGUAAAAAAAAGUGCUAGUUCCACUGGCAAAUUAUUUUGAGAUAUUUUGUCUUGUUAUAAGUGAAAUAAUCUGCCAGUGAAACUCUUAAUUUAGCAUCAGUAUUAAGGAAUUAUUCACCUAAUCUCUUAUAUCUUGCUGAUGAGUUAUCUGUAAGAUAUUUUUUAAAGUGCACAUAUUAGUCUCACAAACUAGACGAAAAAUAGUCUAGUUGUGUUUUUGCAGUGUGGUCGUUACUGAACCGAGAGGAGACCCAUGAGAGCUGAUCUGCUGGAAAACGCUCUCAAACGCAACAAAGAUGUUAUAGUUGUUGCUUUUUGUGAUGAACUCUGGUGCCUAUCGCCAUCAAUGCUUUGAUUGGUCUCCACUGAGCUCCAGCCUCAGACUCAAACGCCAGAAAAUGGGCAACAAAACAUGUUCCAAUUAAAAUAUGAAUGUUGAAGAAUUACAAUGAACAUCGCACUUUGCCUUUUCCCGCUUCAAACUCUUUCUUUGCGACUUUUUGGAGCCCAUUAAAGUUCACAGAUUGAUUUGUUUUCCCUUCAUCUUAGGCUGAUUUAUUCACUACAACUGUUAACCGAUUCUCACUCUUUUCAUUCAAGGGUUUAACUUUUAGAGAAACUCCUUAAUGGCGGCAGCAUUAAUUAGCUUGUGCUUCCUGAGCUGCUGAAGCCCAUCAGCAGCUUUCACUGCCAGAAUGUGAUAUAAAGUGCACACUAAAAAGGAAACCGGUUCGCUAAUAGUCCCAGAAAGCAGCUUUUUCAUGGCUGUAAAGCCCCCGCCUCGCUGGCAGUAAAGCUCGGAAGCUGUUAAAUGCUGACAAAAAUCUGUUUGAUGCUAGUUACUUUUCUUUUCUGAUUAUAAAGAUGAAACCCAUCAUGUCGUUUUUAAUGCUGUCACUCGGAGCUCGGUGUUGCUCCUGUCCCCGAUUUUAGGCUGUAGUCUGAAGUUAUCCACACGAACUUGGACGUAGUUGAUAGGAGCAAUAUCUUUGGCAUAACCAAAGACAAUCAUUCAGAUGCCGUCUGUUUCGUAUGAGAACGUGUCGCCUCCAGGUCGGUUCGUCCCAUCGUCCUCCUGUAGCUGCGUUCGCCGUGUCUAGUUGAAACCCAUCGGUGAUCUGUGAUGACAUGUUGCCUGUUGAGCAGCUGUGGAGGGAGGAGGUAGAAUGUAUCCCAUCGCCAUGACCUUAAGGGCUGAACCGGGUCUGCGUGCACAAGCUUGUUAAAGUCGAAGCGAAACACUUUGCGAUGGAGGAGCCGUCUCAGUCCACUCCUUUGACCUCCUCCCGCCUCCUGGUGAGGAUCCUGACCUGUGGCUGCACACAGUACGUUACAGAUUUGUGACCUAUGAUUAAUGUACAAGAAUGACGAUCCUACAUGGGACAUAACUCUAAAAUAAGGCCUAUUUUUGUACUAUAUGAAUGGUGCAGUGUAAUUUUCUUGUAAUUUAAAAAUGUUUUUCUUUUUUUCUCCUUUUUAUUUAAUUGAUGUCAAUUAUAGAUUCUACUAAAAAUAAAGAUCUAUGCAAAUUUAA
Messenger RNA from Poeciliopsis prolifica (blackstripe livebearer), 6639 nucleotides. It is a transcript of the gene furina, whose product is annotated as furin (paired basic amino acid cleaving enzyme) a. Gene Ontology annotation, biological process: peptide hormone processing. The coding region runs from base 375 to 2798 and encodes 807 amino acids. The transcript is spliced from 16 exons. NCBI's taxonomy places the organism in Eukaryota, Metazoa, Chordata, Actinopteri, Cyprinodontiformes, Poeciliidae. Gene Ontology annotation, molecular function: serine-type endopeptidase activity. The record is from RefSeq and is a predicted model, not a curated record. Gene Ontology annotation, cellular component: trans-Golgi network; Golgi membrane.